CCGGAAGCACUUACGGCGGAAGUGGGCGAUGGAAGCGCCGCUCGGACAGAGGCGGAGGCGGGUAGGUCUCCCGUUCGCCUUUGGGGGGGGGGGAUGUAAAGGAAAGGGGUUGCUGAGCGAGGGGUCGUGCUGGGGGUGGGGUGGGGCAGCAAAGCAUAGGUAGCCCCCACCCCACACACCUGUGUCCCCUGCAUCGAGGAUGGGGGUGGGAUAAGGUCUCCUUCCUCUGCUUCUUCCUCUUCUGUUUCUUUAUUCUUCUCCUCCCCCCCCCGAACAUUUCUGGAGGGGUUAUUUGCACGGAAUUGUGAAGCUCCGGAGGCUCCCUCGACGAUAGGUGGCCAUUCCCCUCGUCGUUACAUAGUGCGCAUUUGUUUCUCAAGCUUAGGGCUCCAGCUGUUGUUGGACUACAUCUCCCGCCACUGGUCCUGCUAGCUAGGGAUGGUGGGAGUUGUAGUCCAAAAGCAGCUGGAUAUCCAAGCUUAGGAAACACUGAUCUAAUUAAAUGAAAUGCAGGUAUACUUAAUAUCAGUGUUUUUUUCCUAAAAAAAAAAAAAGUUUGGGGAUAUUCUCAUUUUCCUGUUGUUGUUGUUGUUUAGUCGUUUAGUCAUGUCCGCCUCUUCGUGACCCCAUGGGCCAGAGCACGCCAGGCACUCCUGUCUUCCACUGCCUCCAGCAGUUUGGUCAGACUCAUGUUUGUAGUUUCGAGAACACUGUCCAACCACCUCGUCCUCUGUCUUCCCUUUCUUCUUGUGCCCUCCAUCUUUCCCAACAUCAGGGUCUUUUCCAGGGAGUCUUCUCUUCUCAUGAGGUGGCCAAAGCAUUGGAGCCUCAGCUUCAGGAUCUGUCCUUCCAGUGAGCACUCAGGGCUGAUUUCCUUCAGAAUGGAGAGGUUUGAUCUUCUUGCAGUCCAUGGGACUCUCAAGAGUCUCUUCCAGCACCAUAAUUCAAAAGCAUAAAUUCUUCGGCAAUCAGCCUUCUUUAUGGUCCAGCUCUCCCUUCCAUACAUCACUACUGGGAAAACCAUAGCUUUAACUAUACGGACCUUUGUUGGCAAGGUGAUGUCUCUGCUUUUUAAGAUGCUGUCUAGGUUUGUCAUUGCUUUCGUCGUUACAUAGUGCGCAUUUGUUUCUCAAGCUUGGGGCUCCAGCUCUUGUUGGUCUACAUCUCCCAUCAUCACUGGUCCUGAUAGCUAGGGAUGAUGGGAGUUGUAGUCGAAAAGCAGCUGGAGACCCAUGCUUGGGAAACACUGAUCUAAUUAAAUGAAAUGCAGGUAUACUUAAUAUCAGUGCUUUUUCCCCCCUAAAAAAAUGUUUUGGGGUACAGUGGUACCUCGGGUUACAGACGCUUCAGGUUACAUACGCUUCAGGUUAUAGACUCCACUAACCCAGAAAUAGUACCUCGGGUUAAGAACUUUGCUUCAGGAUGAGAACAGAAAUCGCACGGCAGCGGGAGGCCCCAUUAGCUAAAGUGGUACCUUAGGUUAAGAACAGUUUCAGGUUAAGAACAGACCUCUGGAACUAAUUAAGUUCUUAACCCAAGGUACCACUGUACUCUCAUUUUCCUACUAGUAUUGAAACACUGCCCCUCAAGGAUUGAUGGGAGUUGUAGUCCAGCAACAGUUGCUGGAGACCCAAGUUUGAGAAGUCUAUUAUUUGCACCUACAUCUUUAGCUACAUCUUCUUUUUCAUCAGUAAGCCGCCUCAAUGACCAGUGUGUUUGUGCAGGGAAACCCUAGAGUCCUAUCUCAGUCAAUCCCUCUUCAACCUCCAUUUAGAUUUUAUUUUCCUAUUUUUGACAAGUACAUAGAAUUUAAAUAGAACGCCUUAUCUAUUUUUGCAAAAAGUGCUUUUCCUCUUCUCUCACCAAUUCUAGAGUGCCUUAAACAUGGACACAGGAAACUGACAGUGCUCUUCUGUGCCCAACUCCAAAAACAUCAUUUUUGGUUGUUGUCAUUGGGCUCCAGUCAUGAUGGUAAGAUUUUUCUCUCUUCUGCUGUCAGAUUCUGGUUUCUGAAAUGUGUGCUUGGGACAGGGGAGAAUAAAUUAACUGUAUCUUCUCUUUUUAUUAUUUGUAAUUAGAUUCAAAACAUUGUGCUAUAAGGCGUCUUCAGACCUUGGUCAAAUUAAACCACCGUGUAUUAGACCAAGAAUGCUACAUGCUAACCAGUUCAGGGCUUUUCAGGAUGAUAGUGAAAUGUGGAUAGUGAACAGAGGAGCCAGAUGUGCAGCAGCAACCUUUCUUAAGAUCUUUCUUGAGGCUCCUCUCUUUUCUAGUGAACACUUGCAAGCAAGAUGGCAUGAAAGGGUUAUUUGCUGAUUGUUGUGCAGUAGAUCAUACAGGCAGUGACCCAUUUUGGUUACGUUCUGGACUUCCAUGUGCUUCAACCACACUGCCCUGUUCUUCCCCUUUUUGUGACUUUUGGGGUCUCUUGGAUUCAGACCAAUGCACAUAUGCAUUGCACACAUUUUGGACAAGCGUAAAAUGGCCGUUGCCUGUAUAGCAGGAUAUGUGUGAGUGCUAUUGACAUGUCUGUUUGCCUCUGUCAGUCACUAUACUAAUAGAGUAUAGUCUUGGAUGGAUGAAAUAAAAAGCAAGAUGCAAAUCUGAUGGAAAGCUACUUUUAAGUCCUACUAGUUAGUGACAAGUGAUGAAAAGCCAAGAACAGCCCAUUUCAUCACCAACUUUUCCACUAUUGCCUGAGGUUAUUAAUACAACUAUCUCCAUUUUUGUGAAUAUAGUUUAAGAUUAUUUUCUUUAUCUUGUACUAACAAGCUUUAUGGAGCACAUGCAGUUGUGUAUCUUACUAUAAUUUAAAAAACCAUAUGGUCCUUUCUUCCAAGUUCUCCUGUCUAGGAAGUGAAUUCUUAAUUGUGAUUAAGCAUUAAUGUUAAUACCAAUGUUAAUUGUGGAUUAGGAUACCCAGGCUUCCUGUUUAACCCUGAUUUGAAAUUAGCGUUAGUUCUGUCUUGAAACCCUAAUUUCAAAACAUAGUUUAACAAGUCUUGUUCAGCCAUAUUUAACAACAGUUCUGACAUGCUUAACUGCUAAAGGAAAAACUGGAGAAUUUGCUGUCAAGGUGGGAGAGAACAGCUUGCUCAUGGUCUCUUAAUCAUAUGUCUGCAUCAGACUAUAGUGUAGGCAUUGCCAGUUAUACAUCUGCUUUGAGGUAGCUGCUGCUGUCAAAAACCACAAUGUAAGCAAACUUGUGCUUGUCUCAAAUAUUGUCUUAAUUGUCUGUGACUUGAUGAUUGUUAUUGCUUGCACUCAAGUCCUAAUUAUAUUUACUCAGAAGUCUGAUUAAUUUUCAUGAGAUUUGCUUCUAGGUAACUACACUAAUGGGACGCGGGUGGCGCUGUGGGUUAAACCACGGAGCCUAGGACUUGCCGAUCGGAAGGUCGGCGGUUCAAAUCCCCGUGACGGGGUGAGCUCCCAUCGCUCGGUCCCUGCUCCUGCCAACCUAGCAGUUCAAAAGCACCUUAAAGUGCAAGUAGAUAAAUAGGUGCCGCUCCGGCGGGAAGGUAAACGGCCUUUCCGUGCGCUGCUCUGGUUCGCCAGAAGCAGCUUAGUCAUGCUGGCCACAUGACCCGGAAGCUGGACGACGUCUCCCUCGGCCAAUAAAGCGAGAUGAGUGCCGCAAUCCCAGAGUCGGUCACGACUGGGCCUAAUGGUCAGGGGUCCAUUUACCUUUACCUUAACUACACUAUUAAAUAAGGUAUUUGUAAUAAUUGGUCAGAACACUUUAUCUGGUGAAAAAAUGAUAGAAUUAAUAAAUAUUAUAUGAUACUAUCGGUGUUCGAAAUUAGCCAGGGGCCAGGUGCAUUUUACACCUGAAUAUUGACCCCUUGUGACCAAGUGAAGAUGCCCAGGUGUCAGAAUGGCAUCUGGCAUCUCCACUAUCUGGAAGGGCAUGCCUGGGGAUCAUUGAUUAUUGAUUGUUUUCACACACUAAUACCCCAUCCUGUAGAAUUCUGUCAGUUCUAUUUUAUCUGCACAAUCAGAAUGAAUUUCAGGAACCAAAAAGUUAUAUUGAAAAAUAUGGUUUUAGAGCCAUUUCCCCCCAAAAUGGCAACUAGGCAUUCCGCUUUGGCGACUAACCCUGGUUUAAGGAUCCAUUUGGUGCCUAGCGUUUCUAACACUGGAUACUAUUUUAUAUCGGAUGAUAUAGUAUAAGAAUCUAUAUUAACAUAUGCUUUCUAAGAAAGAUCUUUUUAUCAUUUUACAGCAGCAAGCUUUAGAACUUGCACUGGAUCGUGCUGAGGUAAGUAGUAGAUUGUAUGAAUUGCACACAUAUUUAAUGUUACAUUUAAUAAUCAUCUGCAUUGUAUCAAAGUUUCCCCAGUUAUUCAGAACACUGUACAGAAAAUAAAUUUCAUAAACUGAAAAUGUAAUAGGAGAGAAAGAGAUUUAUCACUCAUUUUUUGUUUAAUUUAAUGUAAACAUAAUUUAAUGUAAACAUACACACUCCUAAAUCCCCUAAAGCAGUUUGCAUAUCUAUGUACCACUAAACUUAUUUGUGUGGGGUUUGUUUUUUUCAGUAUAUCAUUGAAAGUGCACGCCAGAGGCCUCCCAAACGAAAAUAUUUAUCCAGUGGGAGGUAAGAAUUAUUUAGUGCCUCUUGUUUACUUCAACAGACAAAAUGGUUACUGAAUUGUGUUUCCUCUUCACAAUUUUAGAAAAUCUGUGUUUCAAAAAUUAUAUGAACUGUAUCUGGAAGAAUGCGAUAAAGAGCCUGAAAUAAAGGUAAGUGGGACUUAUUUGCCAAGCACUCGCUCCAUUACUGUCUUGCUGGUGGUCUGCACUAGAGCUCUGAUAAGCCCCGCUUUCAUUUUGUGUAAUUAAUUUAUAUUUCUAUACUGCUUUCUAAAAAUAAAAAAGCUCCCUGAAAGUAAAAUCCAAAAGCAAUAAGAGUCUAGCCAGAACGUGUGCUUCUCCACAUAGUUCUUCCCAAAGGCAGGUUACUAGAUUGAAGGGCGCAUGGUGGUUCUGGCCGUCAUGGCUUUGGUGGUACAGCAAAGAGCACUUAUUUCCUAGAUCUGAUCUGAGAGUAGAGCAGAUAACAAUGUCUGGGUGAGAUUAGGACCGCUCCUGCCAUGUAGGUCUUCCUACAGAUUUGUUGGCAGGUAGAACUUGAGCAAUGCUAAACAACUCCUUCCUUAUAGAAUUGAGUUUGGAAACUGUUGAACUCCCAAGCAGCCCCAGCCUGCAUAGCAUAUGGUCAGAGAUGUUGGGAGUUGUAGGACCAGAGGUUCCCCAUCCCACUUAUACAAGGUGAUGAGGAAAGCCCUCUUUGUGAGGGAUGAUCUAAAACCCCACAGCCCUUAUUUUUCAGCAGGAGCAGUUCAAGGGUGACUAACAAGAAGGAAAUGGAGACACACUUUUGGGAAGCGAUCAAGAGAUUGUAGUUCUGGACAGGGCAACAUUCUAUGAAAAUGCAUUGCAGCAAACGCACGCUAAAGCCUCAUUUUCUUAGUGGAUGGUUUUAUUAACUCAGGAAAGUGGCGGUGUUAAAUUAUUUUGAGAGAUUCAAAGCAGUUCUUAAAACCUUCACGUGAAUGAAGGUGCAACAACUUUGUUGAAUAAAAAUAAGCCGAGGGGGCACUGCCUUGAGUUCUGUGGAAGAGAGGCGAGGAUAUACAUGUAAUAGAUGCAGUAAACAUAAUUAUUUGUUAUUGGGAAGUGGAGUGGAUAGGAAUGGUUGAAGGCAGGACGAGUGUAGUAGCGGGUGAAAUUGUCCUUUUGGGAGAGAAGUCUCCUAUUCUUGGCUCUACCUUCACCAGGAGAGCAGAGUGAAUAAUUUGUCCCUAGGCAUUUCUCAAGAAUGUUCCAAAAGAUCAAGCCCUUCCCUUUUUGUUUAUUUACCUGCAACCAUUAGUUCUUCAGCACAUAGAAUGAAAUGUUACCGUAUUUUUCACUCUAUAGGAUGCACUUUUUCCCCUCCAAAAAUGAAGGGGAAAUGUGUGUGCGUCCUAUGGGGCGGAUGCAGGUUUUCACAAGCCUCUCGCUCUCCAGGCUUCAGGAAGCUAUCCUCAAGCCUGGGGAGCCCGCGGGAGUUCCCGCAGGGCUCCCUAGGCUUGCGGAUAACAGCCUGCUGCCCGAAGCCCGGGGAGCGCAGCGGAGUGCUUCGGGCAGCUCUCCACAAGCCAUGGGAGACCGGCGCAACUUCCCGCCGGGCUCCCACGGCUUGCGUAGAGCUGCCUGUUCUGGGGACUGGGGUCGGGGGAAGCUCGGGCUUCCCCAACCCCGCGCCUGUGGGGGGAAAUAAUUUUUUUUUCUUUAUUUCUCCCCCCCCCUCAAAAAAAAACUAGGUGCGCCCUAUGGGGCGAAAAAUACGGUACUUAUGAAACCGAGGUAGACUUAGUAAGGUAAUUAUAGUGAAUAGCUGCCCGUUUCCGUGUUCAUUGUUUCAUGUUGUUAGUAAACAGUGUUAGCUCCUGGAUGCGUUGUUUUCAUGAGUGUCACCCAUUCUGAAACAGAAGCUGAGGCGAAAUGUGAACUUGUUGGAGAAGCUGGUUUUGCAAGAGACAUUGUCAUGCCUAGUAGUGAACCUCUAUCCAGGAAACGAAGGUUAUUCGCUGAUGCUGAGAGGGAAGAAUGGGUCAGGUAAAGUUAACACUAAAUGGCUGUUAACCUCCUGAUUGUGCCUUAAAAUAAACAGUGCUUCAAGUUGCUGGUUUUAUUAAAAACUCUUUUGUGCUAUUCCUGUCUUUAGCUGAGAAUAAAUCUGUUUAAAGCCUGAUAUGAUCUUCUGGACUCUGUGUAUUUGUUUGAAUUCUUCCAGCUACUGGAUUUUCUUUUACUUAGUAGAAGAAAGACCAUGGCUGUCUUUCUCUUGAUUGGGGUGGCUAACCAGUGUGCCCCUAUCCCCAGAUUUUUUCCUCACCACCACCUUGAGUUUUUUCUCACCAUGCCCUCAAAGUUGUCAUUGGGAAAAAAGAAUUUUUUGAUAGAUAGAUAGAUAGAUAGACAGACAGACAGACUGCUCCUUGGGAUCCUCCACUGCCACAAUGUACAGUACUCCAAGGCCUUUCUGAAACGUAUCCUUUUUAAAAAUUACUGACUGCUCCCUUGUAUCCAUACAGAGGUACCUUGCAAGACGAAUGCCUCGCAAGACGAAAAACUCGCAAGACAAAAGAGUUUUUCGUUUUUUGAGUUGCUUCACAAGACGAAUUUCCCUAUGGGCUUGCUUCGCAAGACGAAAACGUCUUGCAAGUUUGUUUCCUUUUGGAUUUUCAAUGCAUUCCUAUGGGAAACAGUGCUUCGCAAGACGAAAAAUUCGCAAGACGAAAAAACUCGCAGAACGAAUUAAUUUCGUCUUGCAAGGCACCACUGUAUAUUAAAUUGUAUUGAUCACACCUGUUGUGACGCCAAAAGUAUUUUUGUGACCACUGUCCCCAAGACUGUUAAAAAUAUGCCCUUUACCUUUUCUGGCCGCGUCUACUUUUAAACAUUUUGGCUGUGCCCACUUUGACAUGCCCUCCCCAUGAGAGUUGACAGUGUGGCCUUGACUAGAAUGAAGGUCGGCCACCCCUGUUCUAGAUCAUCUAUUCAUUUAAAACAUUUUUAACCAGCCUUUCCUCAGUGUGAGGUAGCUUGUUACGUAUCAGAAUCACCAUUUUGUAAGUUAAUUUUUUCCCCUUUUUGCCAGAAAGGAAUAAUUGUAAAAGCAAAUAGUUCACACGCAUAUUCGUAGUCAAAUGCAUUCUUUGGUUUUAACGCAGAUUCAGAAACCAUUCGGCUUCCUUAUGAAGAGGGAGAAUUGCUUGAAUAUUUGGAUGCAGAAGAGCUGCCUCCUAUUUUAGUUGAUCUCCUGGAGAAAUCACAGGUUUGAAAGACUUUGAAAUGGUGUUUCUGGUUUUGUUUUAGUGGUUGAGGGGUAGUGGAAGUAGCAGUAACAGUAUGUGUGUGUGUGGGGGGGUGUCUAUCAAUGUGGCUGAACCAGAACUUGUCUUGCCAUGCUUGCUGAGGCUGCUAGGAGCUGUGAUUCAGCAGCCUUUGGAGGACCAAGGGUUCCCCAUUCCUGCUGUAUAUAGUAUAUGUUCAACUAACUGACCAAAUUCAGUGCUGAAGCAGUGAUUCUUCAACAUCAACUUUGUUGGACUGGUCAUGUUGUGCGGAUGCCUGAUUAUCGUCUUGCAAAGCAACUACUCUAUUCUGAACUUAAAAAUGGAAAGCGUAAUGCUGGUGGUCAACAGAAGAGGUUUAAAGACUCUCUCAAAGCAAAUCUUUAAAAAUGAUAAUACCCCAACAACUGGGAAAAUAAUAAACCCCAACAACUGGGAAACACUGGCCUGCGAGCGCUCCAAUUGGAAAACAGCCUUUCCCAAAGGUGUCAUGGACUUUGAAGACACUCAAACUCAGGACGCAAGGGAGAAACGUACUAAGAGGAAGGCAUGCUUGACAAAUCCACACAGUGAUCAACUCCCGCCCGGAAACCAAUGUCCCCACUGUGGAAGGACGUGUGGAUCCAGAAUUGGCCUCCACAGUCACUUAUGGACUCAUUGUUAAAACCAUGUUUAUAGAAGGCAAUCUUACUCAGCUACGAGGGAUCGCCAAAGAAGAAGGAGUAUAUGUUCAACUAACUGACCAAAUUCGCUAUCCUGUCUGGAGACCAAACUACAAUUUGGGUUCUAAAACUAUGGUUACAACAAACCACAGUUUGGCAUAAUGUCUAAACUGAGCACUAGUAUAAAAUUAAAAAUUUCAAAACUUAUGAGCAACGCUUGAAAAAUAUUUCUAACCCUUAAGAACAAGCACCAGUUUUUACAGAAUUUGGUUAUUGUCCUUGUUAAGUUUAAUAAUAAUAAUAAUAAUAAUAAUAAUAAUAAUAAUAUUAUAAAUAGAGUUUAGAAAAAGAGAGAUGAAGUAUUCCCAGAGAUCUAAAGAUCUGUUUAGUUCUGGGUAUAAAUAUAUGGAAAUGCUGAUACGUACAUUUUUUUUUAAAAUGAUAUUUAUUAAAAUUUCAAAAAAAGAAGAUUACAUUGAUAAGAAAAAUAACAAUAAAAAGGAAAAGUACAAAAUACAAAAUAAAAAAGAAAAAACAGUUAAAAACAAUUCCAUCUUUUCAUCACUUCUCUUACAUUUACUUGUUUCCCGGACCUCCUCAUACCACCCUCUUUUGUAUUCCAAUUCAAUUUGUUAGUCCAGCAAUUCCUUUCCCUCCUUUUUAAUCCUGAUCUUUAAUCUUGAUAUAUUAUAACAUUAAAUUUUUACAUAUUAAAAAACCAAUUUUUCCAUAUUCUUUUAUACCAUUACAGCUAGAAACCACUUAACUUCAAUCCGACAUCAUUCUAACAUUCAUUAAUUUUACAAUAUUUCUGUAAGUAGUCUUUAAAUUUCUUCCAAUCUUCUUCCACCGACUCUUCUCCCUGGUCUCGGAUUCUGCCAGUCAUUUCCGCCAAUUCCAUGUAGUCCAUCAUUUUCAUCCGCCAUUCCUCCAGUGUGGGUAGAUCUUGUGCCUUCCAAUGCUUUGCAAUAAGUAUUCUUGCUGCUGUUGUAGCAUACAUAAAUAAAGUUCUGUUGCUGAUACGUACAUUUUUGUUUGCUUUUAAACAGAUAAAUAUUUUCCAUUGUGGCUGCGUCAUAACAGAAAUACGUGACUAUAGACAAUCUGGUAAUCUCAAAUCUCCAACAUACCAAAGCAAGUACAUACUUCUGCGCCCAACAAUGCAGGUAAACAACUCGUGUAUUUCAGCGUUGGUGUUGCUCUUAAUUUUUUAAAAAAACAAUACUGAUGCAUCGUAUUUAGAAAUCCUGUACUUCACAAGUAAUGAAAGGUUUGCCUCAUUUUUCUAGACCUUGAUUUGUGAUGUGCAUUCCAUUACAAGCGACAACCACAAAUGGACGCAGGUAACAAACGUGGCAGCUAAAGGAGUUGGUUUCACUAGUGUGGUAGUUUCCUAGUAUUAUGGUAUAUUGUGAUGAUAAUUUCUGGUGCAGUAUGGUCUUCCAACCCCAGGAAAGGCCAUCUUGUUCAGUGGCAUAAAGGUCUACUAGGAGAUGGAUAGGCCUAGGUUUCAGUGAAGUGGCAAGGUUAUGUCUGGGCUCUGCUAGAGGUCUCAAGUGAUUUAAUUCAGUGCCAUAGAUAGAUAGAUAGAUAGAUAGAUAGAUAGAUAUUUAAAACCCUUCCAGAUAAGAUUGGAAAGCAAGCAUGUUGGAGAAAAGGCUAGUUUAGAGUCUUCCCUGACAUGUUCUUUGUGCUGGAAAUAAUAUUCUUUGUGCUGGAAAUGUUUUGUAUGAAGGAACAUUUGCUCAAGACCCGACCCUGCAGUUUGCCACUUCAGUGAGAAUAUGUCAUAGUGAGUCGGAGGACUAGACCUAUUUUGUAUGAUUCUGUUUAUUAAUAUCAAUAUUAGGCAGAAUCCAGAACAUUUCUUCUGCAAGAUCUGUUUGUAUUGUGGGAGUUCAAGAUCCUCUUAACACAUCCCGUGCCAUGGGAGGGGGGCAGGAGCUGACCUUCCGGGCAGCUUUGGGGGUUGCCCAUAAGGGGCUGCAGCAGGAAAGAGGAGGCUGAAAAGCCUUGUUGCCCAAGUAGAAUUCCACCUGACCCCCAUCUGUAAUUAUUGUUACCCACGCUCCACCCUAAGGUCCCAUUGAGAUGAUGGAUGGCAGAAAGGGGCUUGUGUGCAUGCUCUGAUUUUUAAGUGAUGCUCACAUGUGCAAUUUCAAAUUGGGAAUCUUCCGAAGAUUCUGUUAAUAGAAAUUUCGGUUUAGAUUAUUGAAACUUUGGCAAGAAUCAUAGUAGUUCUGAAGAGAGGAGAGCGAUGUCAGAUUUUUGGGCAAUUGUGUUUGCUGGUCCCCUCUCUCAAACACAAUCUUAAGUCCCUGCGAUAUGAAAGUAUAAUAAUCGCUUAGAUUACAAGUCGAGAACAGCUGUUUCACACUGUGCAUACACUCAACUAUCAUGUAUGUUAAUGCCAAAAAUUCUGUUCAAAUAUUUACAAAUACUGUUUAAAAUAUUUGUAACGUGCAGCCAGUCCUAUGCAUGCUUAUUUAUUUUAAAAAAAUAUUUAUCUGUUGAAAUGGUUUGCCACAAUAAAACAUAAAACUGUACCGUAAACGCCAUAUAAAAAGGUUAAAAACAGGCAUCAAUUAACCAUUGUGGAAAGACGUACUUUAGUUGCAGGGUGUUCAGCAAGCGUUCAAAAGCUGGCACAGAAGUUGCCUGCUGUGUACUUGAAAAUAAGUCCUAUUGAGUUAAAUGGGACUUACUCCCAAGUAAAUGUGUAUAGGAUUGCAGUCUUUACUGCAGUUUUAGAACACUCUCUGUAUUAUAGGAAGACAAACUCCUGCUAGAAAGCCAACUGAUACUGGCUACAGCAGAACCUCUGUGUCUGGAUCCUUCAAUUGCAGUAACUUGCACAGCGAACAGACUUCAUUAUAACAAGCAGAAGAUGAAUACUCGCCCAAUGAAAAGGUAUCGGAAAGUCAUAAUCUACUGGUCCUUGAUUUAUAAAGUCUGGUUGAACGGAAUAGGCUGCUUUAACGGGGGAAAGUUAUUUGUUGUUAAGUUUCGAAGAACAUUUUAGUUGAUCUUAAAAAUCUGUUCAAAGACCUGGAAUGUCUGUAGAAAUUUCUCCCAGAACAAACACCCUUAACAUUUUGUUUGGAGCAGAACACAUAUGUGAUGAACAGUGAUCAUUUAAAAAAAGAAUCACUCACCAGUCCCUGGAAUUGCAUCAUUGGAUAGCUCUUUGAGUGAAUGCAAGCUUUAGAGUAUGGGUAGGCAACCUAAGGGACGCGGGUGGCACUGUGGGUUAAACCACAGAGCCUAGGACUUGCCGAUCAGAAGGUCGGCAGUUCAAAUCCCUGCAACGGGGUGAGCUCCUGUUGCUCAGUCCCUGCUCCUGCCCACCUAGCAGUUCGAAAGCAUGUCAAAGUGCAAGUAGAUACAGUGGUGCCCCGCAAGACGAAUGCCUCGCAAGACGGAAAACCCGCUAGACGAAAUGGUUUUCCGUUUUUGAGUUGCUUCGCAGGACGAAUUUCCCUAUGGGCUUGCUUCGCAAGACGAAAAUGUCUUGCGAGUCUUGAGAUUUUUUUUUCGUUUUCCCCCCCUUUAUCUAAGCCGCUAAGCCUUUAAUAGCCUUUUAGCAGCUAAUCCGCUAAGCCGAUAAGCCUUUAAUAGCCGCUAAACCGCUAAUAGCGCUAAUCCGUUAAGCCGCUAAUAGGGUUGCUUCGCAAGACGAAAAAACCGCUAGACGAAGACACUCGCGGAACGGAUUAAUUUCGUCUUGCGAGGCACCACUGUAAAUAGGCGGGAAGGUAAUCGGUGUUUCCGUGCGCUGCUCUGGUUCGCCAGAAGCGGCUUAGUCAUGCUGGCCACUAAUCCGGAAGCUGUACGCCGGCUCCCUCAGCCAUAAAGCGAGUUGAGUGGCGCAACCCCAGAGACGGCACAACUGGACCUAAUGGUCAGGGGUCCCUAUUACACCCCACUAAAAUAAAUUCAACCCCUUAUUCAACCCCUCAGCUGAGAGGUUUCUUCUGUGAGGUGAUGUGACCAGAGUGUAGACAUGGCCUUUCUUCCUUAGUUCAUUAUCUGUUGUACUUCGCCUAGAGACAUCUGUAUGGAUGAUUAUUAGUAAAUAAUAAUUAUUCAGCCCAAGCUCAGCCGGUGGCCUGUUGCCAUGACAGAAAUUGAAACCUCAUUUGCCGCUGGAAAAUUGCCCCUGAGAAGUGACUUCCCGUUUCCAUUUCCAGAGAAGUUACACACAAAAAUAGUGACUACUGUUUUAGGGCCUAUAUGGGCAGUCCUCUUUCCGCAUACAAUGUCCAUUGAAAGAAAUGGCAGUCUUCCAUCACAUACCAUAAUGUCUCAGAAGCAUUUCAGGCUUCAGCUCAGCAGGCUGGCAGUGCAGUCAAGCCAUUGGGUUGACACUGGAUUAACUAGUGAAAAGAGAAAUAUUGACAGCUCACUGGCCAUAAUGUCUCUUGAGAACUGGUAUCCCUUUCCUGUAUAUCUGGUAUCGGACACACAGUAAAUUAGGUACCUAUCCGCACAGUGCCUUUCAUGCUGGAUUAUCUGCUAUGAAAGAGGAUGCCUGGCCACUCUAGCAAGCUGGUAUGAAAAUUUUCCAACUGCCUGUAUUCUUUCCGUUAAUAUUUUCAAUAUUUUACAGGUGCUUCAAGAGAUACUCCAGGUCAUCUCUGAAUCGGCAGCAGGAGGUGUCUCACUGUACAACACCACCGCAGCUCCGGUUGUUUGAUUAUUUGCAGAAAAGAAAGGAAAAGAAGGGAGCCCAGCAGUACGACCUCAAAAUUUCCAAAGCUGGAAAUGUAUGCAUGUUUUUAAAAGACAUCACAUUAGAUAAUUAGAUAAUCUUACUUACUCCGAUAACUAUUGUUCAUUUAAAUAUUUGGUUUCCUUUUUUCCAGUGUGUGGAUAUGUGGAAACAGAAUCCUUGCUAUUUGACGGCGCCAUCUGAAGUGGAUGUAAGUGCAUAGAUUUCUGGAACAUUCCGAGAUGAGUAAAAUUUGUCAUUCAUAGGAUUGUAUCCAAAGCUGUCAGUCUUCUGAUGGAGCUCUGGCCCAGGAGCUUGUACAUACAGAUCUGUACAUGCCAAUGUAAUCUCUCAGCUUCUGAAACAUCUUGUUCAAGAAGUUCUGCUUAUAUAAGCUGGCCUACUAGCAGAACAAGUUCAGCACUACCUCUGUUUAGCAUAGCUGCUGGUUGGAUGUUGCUCUUUUUCAUUCUCUUCUGAAAAGAAGACAGAACUUCUAGAUUUGAAAUCAGAUUAAUUACACCGUUUUUGUAAGGCCUGUUAAAAUAAGUGAACGUGUAAGAGCCAUUAUUUAAAGGAUGUAUUAUAUUUGAAGAGGGUGGGAUCUGUCAAGAUACAAACUGGACUGAAAACGUGAGGUUUAUAACCAUGCCUGUUCUGGGAAUUCUUUUUCUCCCACUUGUAAGGAUCAUCACAACUCAAUAAACCCUCGUUAAGAUUGUCUUGCCUUCACUCUCUGAACCCAUCAGUAUGAUUAUAAUUCUUUUUUCAAUUAUAAGGACAUUUACGCUCCUCAUCCACAUCUUUAAUCUGCUCUCAUUUUAAUUUACUGAUCUCUUAACUGUUUCUGAAGGUGGAAAAAUACGCCAAAGUGGAAAAAUCUAUCAAACCUGAUGACUCACAACCCAGUGUCUGGCCCGCUCAUGUGAGUAAUAGUAGAUUGCUUGCUAACCUUUUCGAUAAUUAAGAGACUUCGUGUUCCAAAAGAUAGGAACACAGAGAACAAUCAGUACUUGAAUGUGUUUAGGUGAGUAAGGGAAGGCUCUAGGAAUCGUUUCAAAUUGUUAUUAGGAAAUACGGGGAAAUGGGUCUUGUGACUUUUUCAGGAGUGCAGUUACAUGGCAUUGAGAGGUAACUGCUGCUGCUGUUGAUUGUGCAACUAAAACCGACAUAGAUCUGUAGUCUUCUCUGUGAGAAGACUCAAUGUGAGACAUGUGAGCCAUGUCUCACACUGAGCCUCAGAAGCAACUGCCUCUGAAUUAGGGUGUUUGAUCAGUUAGACCUCCCAACUCGGUGGGAUUGGUAGCAGUUUUAAAUGUGAUAUAUAUUUUUUAGCAAAUUCAAACCACUUUGUGUACUCCAUGUACUUCUCAUCAAUUAUGUGGUCAGUUGCCCGGUGUUGUUUCAUUUCUACCACCAUCCCUUCUCAAUUUUUUUAAAAUACAGUAUAACUCAGGGAUUUGAUUUGCCCCUAUUGAAAUGAAUGAGAAACUGAAACCAUUAGACUGUCUGCAGCAGCUUCUCAAAAUCAGGGUGGAAAAAAUAACGACUUUCCGCCCAUAUCGUGAAUCCUAUAUUUUUGUUGUUAGGUUGUUAGAUCUCCCCCCCCCCCCAUUUUUGUAGUUUUUCCCUCAGUACAUUAUUGUGGUGAUACCCAAAGUUGGUGCAGAUUCGUUGAAAUCGAUAAUCAAACUGGGUACUUGUUAUGGUUUGAAGGAAUUCUAUAAAGAUUGCCUAUUGCGUGUGUACAUGGCCAUCAUGUUGCCUAGACAUUGCUGACGUUCUCUUUGCAACACAGGGGUUUGUUUGGUUACCUAUUGCUGUACCAUGGCCAGAAGGAUGUCACCUGGCAAGCGUUCUCUUGCAGCUCAUUACCAUAGCUGCUUUCCUCUGCUCCCUGAAACUGCUCAAAUAGUGGCCCAUUUGGAACUCAUUUGGAGACAGGCCUAAAGGCACUGAUACUCUGGUGCAGCAAUAAAACUGCUAGCAUAUUUGCAAAGCUAAGCAGGGACAAGGAUGGUUUCACAUUGGAUGGGGGACCGCUUGUUGAGAUUCUUGCAUCGCUGGGGGUUGGACCAGAUGACCUUUGGGUUGUCCCUUCCAACUCUACAAUUCUGUGAUUCUAUUCUUCCUCUAGAAUUAACUUGGAAGCAAAAUUUUAAAAUGCACACCCUGCCUCUUCUCUCAAGAGCUCUCCAGCAGUUUGUCUCCUUUUAAUCUGUGAAUUGGAGGGAUCUUUUGAAAUGGUCUGCUUGUAUCAAUAUUUCUCUCUUUGACAGGAAAUAAAAGAUGAUUAUGUCUUCGAAUGCGAAGUUGGCAGUCACCUUCAGAAAACAAAACUGACCAUUUUUCAGUCGUUGGGAAAUCCAUUAUACUAUGGUAAAAUACAAAUGAUUAAAAAUGACGAAGACAAUGAGAGUUCAACAAUUCCAUCACAGUAAGUGGCCUUCAUCUUAAAUUUUGGAGAAAAACACGUAUUUUAUCAUUUUGGACACAUUUAUGUGGAUUUAUGGAAAAUGGCAUUUCUUUAUUUUUCUUUGUCUUUUAGUAAAAUAAAUUUUACCUGUUACUGUUUGAGUUAUUGAAGAAAUGAGGGUUAGUGUGGGAAGACAGCUAGCCAGCUCCUUCAGCAUAAGAACCAUACUGAGUUAGACCUUGCAGCCCAGUAUUCUUUUCCAAAAGUGUUCUGACAAAAAUCUCUGGUACAAUCAAGUUGAGCCUCAAGGCAACAGACCUUCCCCUGUUGUUCAUUCCCAGUAUCUAAUAUUUUGAAAUGCACAGCUUCUGAAUAUAAAGAAGCUUCCAUUUGCAGCAAUGACUAAUAGUCGUUUUAUUUAUUCCAUUUAUAUUGCUUCUGUUCUCAAGGAGCUCAAGGCGAUGUACAUGCUUCUCUGUCUCUCUCCACCCGCCAUGAAAAAGUUUGGCUGAAAGAUGGUGACUUCCCCAAGGUCACUGUGCGAACUUCAGGGCUGAGUGGGAAUUUGGAUUAAUGUGCUGUAUUGAAUGUAGAAUGCAGAAUGUUCCACCAGUGCAAGGAAUUCUCCUGUGCAGUGGAAUGUUCUGCUCCUCUCCUCUCCCUGAGCUCCCCCUAAUUCUGCUCUGGGGUUUGCCCAACCCUCCAGAAUAGGUUUGGGGGUAGUAGGGGGUGUGCAGGGGGGCAAGGGGCAAAGUCCCAUUGUGUUAGUGCUAGCCCAAAUAUCUAGUUGAAUAGUAUUGGUGUUUUGCAACUUUGACCUGUUGCAGGACCUUAGCCAGACCUUAACAGAGCAUACACAGAGUUCCAGAAAGCAAUCAGUUGCAGACAGGAUGGACGAAGCAGGAACAAAUGCUGUUACUAGUAACUUGGUUACUUAUAGGUGUUUAUUAUUUACAGCAGAUUCUACAAGUUACUACAGUGGUACCUCGGGUUACAUACGCUUCAGGUUAGAUACGCUUCAGGUUACAGACUCUGCUAACCCAGAAAUAGUGCUUCAGGUUAAGAACUUUGCUUCAGGAUAAGAACAGAAAUCGUGCUCUGGCGGUGCGGCGGCAGCAGGAGGCCCCAUUAGCUAAAGUGGUGCUUCAGGUUAAGAACAGUUUCAGGUUAAGAACGGACCUCCGGAACGAAUUAAGUACUUAACCUGAGGUACCACUGUAUAUACAAGAACAGAUACACUGAUCUUAACUAGCACUCUCUUAACAAACUCCAAACGGCUCUCAGAAUACCACACUGACCAACAGCAAACAUUCCAGUCAGUAAGGUCAUAAAUCAUUAUGCCUGUGUGAGACCUUAACCAAUGGAGAAGCUGUUUCCAGGCCUUCAUAUUUCCAGGCAGGUAACUCCUCUCUGCUCAGUCAUCUUGGCUGUCGGCCAACUCUUAAUUGACUCUGUGUGAAGCUGCACAGAAUUGCACGUAGUCAGAAAUCCCAACAAAUAGUUCCCCAAGUUUACAGUCCUAAUCAACGCUCUAAUUAAACUCUAAGCAUUAGUCCACACUGGCUUUAUAAUAGUGUCCACCUCAACUGAUCAGAUGUAUGUCAACUCUUCUUUUUGCCUUAAACAAAUCUUUAAUUCCUGUAUUGUGUCCCCUACAGUUUUCUUAUUGGCUCAAAGACAGAGGCAGAAAGGUAAGGGGUUCAUCAGUAUUUUUGUGAUUCAGUAUUUUCCAUUCAUGCUUCUUAGCGCUAGAAUUAACAUUGGUCCAUCUGACCUGCAUUUUCCGAGUUUAUUUCCCAACUUUGCUGUUGGAACACUUUGGGCUGGAUCCAUGGAAGGAGAUCCCAUGGAAAGGGACUGGCAGAAGCUGACUUUGGGGCCCUCUCUUGCUUACCUGCUCACUGAAAAGCCGCUCGCAAAGCGUGCUUGGUCUGGGGGAAGGGGGAAUCCCUAAAUAUCAGAAGGAGACCCUUAGGAAAGAAAUAAGCUUUUUAUUGGCCAGUCAAGGGGAGGAAGAGGUAGAAAGUCAGCUUCCUCCAGCUCACACUUCCAUAGGCAUUAUUCACACUUUUAUACUAACAGUAUAUGUACAUUUAUUUAUUUUCAAAAGGACUCCUGGUGGUACUAGGUGAAAGUCUCCAAAGCAUCUUUCACUCUUCUUUGUGUCCUGUAGCUGAAAUAUUUCUUACAUAUUACUGAAACCCUUUUGUUACUGCAAUUCUGGGGAGGGCGAAAUUUCAUCCCUCUAAUAAGGCAAGGCAAUUUGUCAUCUAAUCGUACUUCUGUAAUGGAACCUGGCUGCUGUUCCUUUAAUUAUGCAAUGCUAACUUCAUUAGUCAUUUAUUGUCUCUCUUUAGAUAUUUCUUGUUUUGCUAAGAACUGAGUUCUCCUGCAGAAUCUUAUUAGGCAGCUUUCCGAGCUAUGUUUGUUUUCUGUUCCAUCCUCCUUUCAUACUUGAAUGUAUACCCUUGCUCACAAGCAAGCUUUUAUCCCUGAACAGUCUGCACCCUUUAGCAGUGUGCUUUGAGCGGCUAUUCUCCUGCUCCCAGAUCAGCUACGUGGAAGAUGCCUGCAACUAACCGCCACCUCUAUGGCGAGACUCUUGCUCCUGCCGUAGUCUUCAGAUUGAUAGCGACCCUCCGUUUUCUUUGUCCUCUUCUUCAGAAUGAAUUCUGUUCCUGAAAUCUAUGAACUCAGUGCCAUGAGGCCAGCCCUUCAAAUGUGGCAGGGCUCCAACUCGUGUCAGCCUCAGCAUGGGCAUUGGUCAGGGAUGAUGGGAGUUGUAGUCUUGCAACAUCUGGAGGGCCACCAUUUUCUAAUCCUGGUUUUAGAUCAAUAGUUAUCAAUAGACUAGCUUCCGUGGUUAGUGCUGGUCAUUUUCUGCAUGACAGCCUGAGGGUUUUUAUUUUAUUUUUUACAGAAUUUGGAAAAACAACAUGCACAUAAUCCAAACUCUUUUAUUUUCUCUAGCUCUUAAUGGUUUCAGCACGGUGUUUAGAAACAAAAGGAAUCUCUGAACUUCAGGGUGGUGGGUUUGAGUCCCAUGUUGGGCAAAAGAUUUCUGCAUUGCAGGGGGUUGGACUAGAUGACCCCUGUGGUCCCUUCAAACUAUGGUUCUGUGAUUCUGUGUUGUUGUUUUUUAAAAACCUUCAGUGUUCAUGGAAGAGUUUCAUCCUCUACAUGUUACCGUGCUCAUCCAUCCCCUGGUUGCCUUUAUUCGUUAUGCACAUACCUCCUCAUUGUGCUGCUUUUUGUACUAUCCCAACCCCAUCUGCAUCUCAGAAUAAAUAUUGAGCUUGGUAGAAGAGGGUGCCAAAUGAGACUGUAUUUGUAAAACAGGAGAAUUUGAAAAAAUUGAGUAAAAUCUGCUCAUGUCACUUUAAUUAUCGUUGCGUCUUCGGUAUGGUCUUUUACUUCAGUUCCAUAAUUUGUUGAUUGGAAGUAAUGAAUAGAGAAAAUGCAUGAAUAUAGAAGCCUCUGCAUUGUUUUGGUUCUGGAGACGCCUUCACCUAGUACUUAUGUGAUCUCAUGAAUGACCUCUGCUUAAUGUUACGUUACAGAGUAGUCAAUCAAUACCAGGAGCUAGUUCAAAACGAAGCUAAAUGCCCAGUGAAAAUGCUUCACAACUCCUGUGGAUCUGUCCAUCUAAGCCAGCUCUCUCCUGGGAAGGAAAUGGAAGUAAGUUAUUAAUGAAUGAAUUAAAUGACACCUUUGUAACUCUUUAAAAAAUGCAGUGAUUCCAUAGGAUUCCAUUUAAUCUCACUUUACAAAGCAGGGACAAUCAUUUUUUUCCCCUAGGACUGUUUAACUGCUUGGCUUUUGCCCCAUCCACUUUCUUCUAUCUUAAGACUCUGCUUUUCCCGAUAUUCACGAGAGCCACGAGGAUAGGGCUAUAUCUGUUCACUGGUGAAAUUUUGGCCCCUUUUAAUUACAUCUUCAAGUACAACCCCAGUAAUUUGUGUGAUAGAACCAAAUCAGCCCCAGCCAGCAUAACCCAAUGCCCCAUUCUGUUUCCUGAGCAGUCUGAAACAUUUUCAGAAUGUUGGGAGAGUCGGGUGGAAUGCCAGGAACUAGUCUUAAAAUAGAGGUACCAGUGAAUUAGGGACGGGUGUUUUGCAGAAUCAAAAAUUAGGAACUCGGGUGUUCGUUCUCCUGUCAAAUUGAGAAAGGGAAGAACGAAAAAGAAUGAAAGCUGGAAGAAAAGGUUGAGAUCUAGUAAGAAGGGUUGUUGUUUUUUUGUUUUGCUUCUAGCAGCCUGAGAGUGUUUCGGGCUAUAUUCAGUCUUCAGUGCUGGGGAAAGGUGUGAAACAUCGCCCACCUCCCAUCAAACUACCUUCAAGUUCAGGAAGUAGCUCAUCAGGUAAUUGUUGUUUUUAUUAAAAACAAAAUAGGGUAAGAGAGCAGAAAACAUCACAUCUGGCAACCAGUGUUCCCCUUUGCUUUCAGAUAGUACAUGAGUAAAUAAGUCUAAAAAGCCCAGGACACAAAUUUUCACGGCUCUCUAGCAGCUAUGGUGACUCAUUUGCCAGAAGCAAUAUGUUUAGUGUUAACUCUGGAGGUGUAUACUAGAUUCUGACCAAACUAAGCCUCCUGAUGUAUAUUUUGCUCAAUGAGACUUAGUUUGAUCAGAAUCAAAUAUACUCUUCCACAGUUAACUCUAAAUAUAUUUAUUUCUAGUAAGUGAGCCACCAUAGCCGCUAGAGAACUGUGAAAGUUUGUGUCCUAGGCUUUUUAGACUUAUCUCCCCAUGUACUAUCUGAAACCAAAAUGGUGCAUUGGUUGCCAGAUGUGAAAUAUAUUUGCAUUAGCUUCAGCUUGUUUCAAUUGUUUCAAUUACUGCAUAUAUUUGAGAGAGUAAAUCUGCUGUGCUUUGCUUUUCUUUUUGUUUCUCAGUGUCCAAAUUCAUUUAUAAAUUUGCCUUCCUCAUCCUUUUACUUGCUGUUGCAAUACAGUAGCAACGGCCAACCUCGUCAGCUUUUAUUAAGGUACCUACCUGGCUAAAUCUGCUCGAGGAACAAAGUCCCCUUGUCUUAAACCGCCGUCAUGCCCUCUUUGGCAGCAGUUUUGAUUGGGAAGAGUCUGCAGUCUGAAUAGACUGGCAGGUACCCCUUCCACUGGGAAAUGAGGUGUAGUCAGGCUUUGAGAAAACGGCUUCCUGCCUCCCUUUGGCCGUGGAUAAGCAGAACAAAGUAAAAUUAGUCUCUUACCAUUUAAAGAGAUUUUAAUGAUCACAGCUCAAGAACAAAGAAUCCAUCUCAGAGAAAAGGUGCUCCCAGUUAAGGUGUCCACCCACUUCCCCCCUAUUCACUUGUGUCUUGCAACGUGAUCUCGCAACCAUCAUGCUUUUUGUGCAGCCACCUCAUCUGCUGUAUGUGACCUUGGACUGAUAGGCUGGACACUUUCUAGUGAGAGAGAGAGUGUCUGUUAGCUCUCUCCCAGUUCUUCUUCACUUUGCUGUUCAUCUGCCCCCAGUUCUUCCCAACUUUUGUUUUCAGAACUAUGUCCCUCUGCAAAUCACUGUUCCAAAUCUAUACUGCUCCACAGCUCCUGGGCAUAGCUGUCAACCGUCCCUUAUUUGGCGGGAAAGUCCCUUAUCCCAGCGCUGUGUCCCGCUGCUGUCCCUUAUUGAUGAUGUCCCUUAAAUUUCCCGGGUUUCAAAGGAAGCAGAUCCUCUCCCUCCCUCCCUGCCGGCCUCCCUUUCUGCCUUUGGCUCGGAGGGGCUCAGAAGUCGAACAUAAUUGUGCUCUGAAAAUCCCUUAUUUUGGCUGCUGAUCCCUUAUUUCCGAGGCUGCUGGUCCCUUAUUUUCAAAUCUGUAAGUUGACAGCUAUGCUCCUGGGCAGCUUCAGGAUCCUGUGCGGGGGGAGAGGUAGACUCCCACCAUCCCUCAUCAGAGCUGUACUCCUCAGCCUGGUCUCUGACAGGUGUCAUCCUAGAGCAGGCUUCCUCUACCUCGGCCCCCCAGCUGUUUUUGGCCUACAACUCCCAUGAUCCCUAGCUAGCAGGACCAGUGGUCAGGGACGAUGGGAAUCGUAGUCUCAAAACAUCUGGAGGGCCGAGGUCGAGGAAGCCUGUCCUAGAGGGUCCCUCAUUUUUUAUUUUUUAAUCAACAACCAAAACACAAAUAGUGAGAACCCCCAGGCGGCUGAUACAUUGGGUAUACAUAAUCAAUAAUAACAUAUUCAAAUCAACCAUAUGUACAAUUCUAUAUACCUUAGCACUCCUCCCUCCACAAGGUUUAUUUAACUUUUAACAUUUUAAUUGCCCCAGAUUGUUCAAAUAAUGCAGUAUUUUCUGCCCAAAUAAUGCAGUAUUUUCUCAAACCAGUCCUCCUCACUGACCUUAAACCCUUUCGUUUUUUGUAUUUUCACAGUUAGUUAUUCUAAGUUUAUAAUAUUUUUCAAUUUCCCCCUCCAUUUGUUCACGCCUAGCUCUUCUGCAUUUUUCCAGUUACUCGUUAUAACCUGUCUGGCUGCAAUUACCAUCAGUUUUGUAGAGGGUCCCUCAUGCUUCAGACUUUGGCACAGGAAGGGGGGUGAAGAUAUUUACACACCUGCAAUAUGUAGAUUCAAGUUACCUUUUGCUGCAGGUAGCAAUGGCAGAUGUUGCUGUGCACUUCUUAUUUUGCACACCUAAAGCGCACACUUUAGAGAACAAAGUAACUCUCUUCUGGUGUUGGUUCACAGAACGUAACAUGGAUUAUUUGUGCUUUUUCAGGUAAUAUUUUUAGUUCACAGCAGUCAAGUAGCCACCUAAAAUCCCCAACUCCUCCUCCUCCCAAGCCUCCCAGUGUGUCUCGGAAGCAGUCUCUGGAUCUGAAUCAACUGAGCAUGCUUUCUCCAACCGCCAUGUCUCCUGCAAGCUCGUCACAAAGUGAGUCCCGCCCUAAAUUGUCCAUUAAGUCUUCCUAGGCUUCUCGUGCUAUAAACUUCCUAACCAGCUGAUUGGAGAAUCUAAAUGUCCAUUGUACCCUAGAUUGUGUAUAAAGUUUGCAUCACUUAAGGCAGGCUGUAUGUACUGUAUGUACUUUGUUUGCUGUAACUGUACUUGUUUCUCUGUAUAAAUAUAUGUAUGCACCGUUUGUGUAUACGUUCUAUUCCGUUUUAUGCAAGAAGCAUUGGUCCCUCGCUUUGACACAGCCUGGUAAUUAAUGUGACUGUAGAAGCUCCCAAAGUUCAGCCCUUUCUGCUAGUGUAUAAACAGUAGCUCGUUUAAUGCCUCCUUAAAUAUGCAUAUUUUUUUUAAGCAGCUAAAACUUCUUAAAUGUCGUCAAAUACGGUGCAGUUGUAUCUCUGUGUAUGUAAAUAACAUGAUCAGUCUCCAGGUGGUGAUACAAUAAACUACAAACUGAUUUUUUAAAACACUCCUAUAUCGUUUUACAAAUCAUUGCUGAUGAUGAAAAUGUAAAAAUAAUUUCAAGGCAACACCAUUUUGCUAAGUGUUUACUCAGUUGAGUGGCAGCCAAGUUUUAAUUUUGGGACAGAAUCACUGCAUUGCUGUGGAUUUUUACCUACUUUUGAAAUAGUUACAUGUCUCAAUAGAUAGUCAGUAGCUUGUAAGGCGAGAAAGAGGGAAUUGGUAAGAAUAGCUCAUAGCUGCCUGCUCCGUUCUUUAGACUGCUGCACAAUGUCCUGUCGCUUGAGUGUGGCAUAAUCUAAAAUUGUCUGGGUGGCUCAAAAGGUGUCAUUUUUCUGCCUUCCUGUUUUGCACAAAGAAAACCUGUAAGGAAGCUUUGAUCAAUUUUCCAACAGUUUGAUUCACACAACCCUCUCCCUUCUUUUUAUGUUGCUAGUAGUAAUUGUAUAAAUCUGUUGCACACAGUUGUUGCUGUAAAUAAGGCUUUGCUCACAGCUUCUGGACAUUCACAUUUCUUUCCUUUCUUUCUGCAGGACAUGAAAGCUAAAAAAAACAAAACAUAAAACGAAAACACCUCAAGAGCUUUGGUUUUUUGUUUUCAUUCCAUUGAUAUGAUGUCAUCAUGCCAAAUUUAUGCUUUAAAACACACAAGUGUUUGUUUUCUGCCACAAGCAAUGCUUCCUUCCUUCCUUCCUUCCUUCCUUUGCAAAUUAGGCCUAAAUUAAGCAAGCUGGUUACCGAUAACUAUUUGUACUGUUCCCCCUGCCCCAGUUUGAUCAUAGUCUGUGUUUUUUGUUCAGAUCUGUUUUUCUUUGUUUUAUGACGCAGAUGUUCUAUUACAUGUGUUGAAUGCCUAUAUUUUUGGCAAGCAAAAUGCUUUGUUUAAAGGUAGCUCUCAAAACGUUAAUAGCAGUUGCAUAAGUGUAUCGUCAGUGUUAGAACGAUUUAAUAGGGAAAUACAGCAUUGGUGUUCAUUUGCAGGAUUAAGCCUAAUGAUAUUGUUUGUGUACACCUGUAAUUAACAGCAAUUACUAACCCUGGCGUUUCAUUGAUUUUUAUUUAUUUUUUUUAAACUGGAGCAAGCUAUCAGAGCUAAGUGAGAUUCCGCGAACCUUAUUUUACAAAAGGACUGGCCUUUUAUAACAAACUAGUGCUUUUUAUUUUUCUCAAUGAGCAGGGUCUGGAACUCCUAAGCCAUCUACUCCUACUCCAACCAGCACCCCUUCAUCGACCCCACACCCUUCUGACGCUCAGAGCUCAACUCUGAUUACCCAUUCUGCCUCCCCUACUCCCCACGAUUCAGGCUUCACCCCUCAGCCCACCUUGCUCUCCCCGUUCGCUCAGCAGCACAUGUCUCUGAGCCAGGCACUGCCUGUAAUGACCAUUCCUCUUUCCACCAUGGUAACGUCCGUUACUACAGGAACCUCCUCCAACCAGGUCAUGGCAAACUCUGCAGGACUUAACUUCAUCAAUGUAGUGGGCUCUGUGUGGUAAGUUGGUUUUUUGUCUACGGCGCUUCACAAUUCUUGAUUGUUACAGUCAUUUUGCCCCAGAAUUAUGCUGUGCUGAUGACACGACGCCAGGCUUGAUAAGGGCUUGCCAACCCUCGUCGGCUCCCUGUCUGUGAAAGUGAACGCUUUAUGCACUGCAUUCUUAAGUAUUAAAAGAUAACCAUAAUUACCGUAUUUUUUGCUCUAUAAGACUCACUUUUUCCCUCCUAAAAGGUAAGGGGAAAUGUAUGUGCGUCUUAUGGAACGAAUGCAGGCUGCGCAGCUAUCCCAGAAGCCAGAACAGCAAGAGGGAUUGCUGCUUUCACUGCGCAGCAAUUUUGCUGUUAUGGCUUCUGAGAUUCAGAAUUUUUUUUUUUCUUGUUUCCUCCUCCAAAAACUAGGUGCGUCUUGUGGUCUGGUGCAUCUUAUAGAGCGAAAAAUACGGUAUGUCGAUUUGGCGCAAAAAGCAAAGAAUUGCUAAAAGCUUCAGUUUUUGCUUAGCUUGGAGACGUCAUUCCUUGUUAGAUUUGAGAGCUUAAAGUUAACUAUUACACGUGAAAAGUGGAAAGAACAAGCAAUUUCCCCUAAAGACGAGUGGCAAAAUAAGUUGAUUGCAUACAUAGAAUUAGCCAGCAUAAUGACAAAAGUCAGAGAUCAGGAUGAGACACAGCUGAGGGUAGAUUACUUAAAGAGACAAAUGAACCAAAUGUCGAUAAGCACAAAUUUUUGUUUUUGUUUUGUUUAUUAUUAUUUAGAAAUAUAAGUUUAGUCAUAGGAGAACUGAGAUGUUAUAAUGUGAUUCUAUGAAUGUAAAUUAAAAGAAACCAAUAAAGAUGAUUUGCAAAAAAGAGAAAUAAGAUAAGAUCUAUGAGCAGCAGUAAUUAACAACCAAGAGAAAGAAAUAGGGUGGUUAAAGAGGAUAUGCGGCAUAACGAGUAAAUAGGAUGUCACGGAGGGAAGAGAUGGAAGUCUAGAGGUAUUAGGGGGUGAUAUUUACAAUCUGUAUUGAAAUAUUGGAAAUAAUUAUAAUAAUAAUGAAGAAAUAAUUUAUUUCAGCAUUAUUCUCACUGUCAUUGGAGUUGUGUUUUAGGCACUUUUUCAUAUGCUCCCUAAUGUGGAAGAGUUCAUACAGCACUGUGAGAAUGUCUAAACCAGGGUUUCCCAAACUGGGGUCUCCAGCUGUUUUUGGACUACAACUCCCAUCAUCCCUAGCUAGCAGGACCCGUGGUUAGGGAUGAUGGGAAUUGUAGUCCAAAAACAGCUGGAGACCCAAGUUUGGGAAACCCUGGUCUAACUAAAAGAUGGCAUCUAGACAGUGCGGAGAAAUGGACCCAUUUCUGAUUUGUUUAUUUUAGAGCAGCAAAUUUUACUUGCAAGUUUCAGUACAUAUUUUUUUUCUGAGUAAUAAGACAUAAAAUCAGCUGGUGAUUGAACUAUAUAACCUCAACCCUAAUGAUGCAAAAGCAUAUUCACCCAGUGCUUUUCCAGCUGCACUGGCUCCCGGUGGAGUACAGGGUCAGAUUUAAGGUGCUGCUUUUGACCUUUAAAGCCCUUCACAGCCUAGGACCCUCGUACCUACGGGACCGCCUCUCCUACUAUGCCCCACGGAGGACCUUAAGGUCCAUAUAUAGCAACACCCUAGAGGUCCCGGGCCCUAAGGAAGUUAGAUUAGCCUCAACCAGAGCCAGGGCUUUUUCAACAUUGGCUUCAGCCUGGUGGAAUGCUCUGUCUCAGGAGACCAGGGCCCCGCGGAUCUGAUUUCUUUCUGCAGGGCCUGUAAGACAGAGUUGUUCCGCCUGGCCUUUGGCUUGGAGUCAAUUUGAUUCCCUCCCCCUCUUUCUUUUUUCCUUUCUCCUCCUGUGAUGAGGCUGCAUUUUAAUGUUGUAUUCAUUCAACUUGUUUUUCUUAUUGGUUGUUAGCUGCCCUGAGCCUGGCCUUGGCUGGGGAGGGCAGGGUAUAAAUAAUAAUAAUAAUAAUAAUAAUAAUAAUAAUUAUUGUUAGAUACCAAAAACGGUACUUCGUGCUGUUUUAUGACAUUCUGGUCUCAUGCUUGCUCAUUUCCUUUUGCACAGUGGAGCGCAGACAUUGAUGAGCGGCUCAAACCCCAUGCUGGGGUGUAGUACUAGUGCAAUAACCCCUGCAGGCCUCAACCUAAGUGGCAUUUUACCAUCAGGAGGCCUGGUGCCAAGUGUGUUGCCUGCUGCAGUGCAACCCUCCUCACAGCCAGGUCAGUAGGAAAUUCCAUCUUGGUUGAAUGGGAAUGGCACAGUGUGGGACUACUUCCACUAUAAUGGGAAAAGUCAUGGAAAAACUGAAUGCAGUAGUUGAUUGGCUCAUUAAUGACCCGUGUAGUCAGCGAUAAAAAAAUUAGAAAUUACUUCUGGUUACAAUUGAUAGCAUGUGAAUUAGCCAUCUCAAGGGCUUUGGGAAAAUCCCUUUAUGCCACGUGAUUGAAUCUCCUAAAUACGGUCGCUCCUUGGUUUUCGAACAGCUUAGUUAUCGAACGUUUUGGCUCCCGAAUGCCGCAAACCCAGAAAUGACUGUUCCGGUUUGCGAACUAUUUUUGGAAGCCGAUCAUCCGAUGCAGCUUCCUGCAGCCAAUCAGAAGCCACACUUUGGUUUCUGAACGUUUUGGAAGUCGAACGGACCUCCAGAACGGAUGCCGUUCGACUUCCAAGGUGCGACUGUACUGUAAGAAGUUCAUGUGUAUAUGUUGGCUACCUUUUUUUCUUUAUUUGCCAUUUCUCCUUGCCCACUUCAAAUCUUAAUAAAAUCCAGAAGACAGGUUCCUCUUUGCAUGAUAAUGUAACUUAAAGCAGGUCUUUCUCAGUGUUCCUCCAUCUGCUGAGAUUAGACAGGCUGUUGCCAAAUAGUGGGCCUUUAAGUCAUGGCACCUAGUCACUAGAAUUUCCUUUCUAGAUUUGUUUGCCCGGUGCAAGUUGUUAAACAGAGCUUUCAGUGCCAAGUAAAAUCGAUCUUGCUUAUCUAGACAUUUAAAUUUGGUGCAUUGGUACGGUAUUGGCUGCUGUUUUUAGAGUUUUUCACUUUUAUCUGUCACCGUGCAGUCUUCAAUUUUGCUCUGUUGCAGUUUGUUUUCUUUCUUCAUUUUAUUUAAGAGAUUUACGUACCACCCUUUAGAAGUUAGGAUGCAGAGUACCUCACAUCAACAAUAAUAUAAAACCAUACAACAGAAUAAAAAUCAAAUAUAAUGAAAGUAAUUCCAUAACUUCCUGAUUGGUUUGGUGUUUUAUUGAUCCGUGAUUUGUAAGCUGCCACACACAUUUUGAUCUAUCGGGUAUAAAUAUACAGUGGUACCUCAGGUUAAGUACUUAAUUCGUUCUGGAGGUCUGUACUUGACCUGCCUGAAACUGUUCUUAACCUGAAGCACCACUUUAGCUAAUGGGGCCUCCUGCUGCUGCCGCACCGCCGGAGCACGAUUUCUGUUCUCAUCCUGAAGCAAAGUACUUAACCCGAGGUAAUAUUUCUGGGUUAGCGGAGUCUGUAACCUGAAGUGUAUGUAACCUGAAGCGUAUGUAACCUGAGGUACCACUGUAUCAAAUAAGAACUGGAUUCAGAGUUUGGGUGCCAUUGUUCUGUCCAUUGAAACCAGAUAAUAUAUGAGAGGUUCAGUGCAGAUGCUCUCAACCAUUCUUCUGAGCCUUAAGAUUGUAUUAUUGAAUAUAUUUAAUAACCAGAUUUUUUGUCUCUUUUGUUGUUGUUCUAAAUUUUAGCUGAGUCAAUGAGUUAGUUUUGAGAAAAGCUUUAGUUUAAUCCGAAAGGGGCGAAAUAUUUUUGCUUUUAUCAGCUGCUGCUGUUUUACUAUUACUCAGCAAACAAUUCUACUUCUAGUUUGGAUGUAACUGAAGAGGAGGAGAAAUAACAAUGUUCUCUUAAUUUCAUUUCAGCAGGUGGCCCUUUUGGCUUGAAAAAUGCUCCAGGCCUUCGCCCUUUGAAUUUGCUACAGGUAAGAUUGUAUGGUGAUGUAUGUUGUCCUAUUUUUCUAUAUUGAUUGGGAAAUCAAUUCUUCGAUACUGGUUUUGUGAGGAGCAUAUUAGAUGUGAAUUCAGAUAGCUCCAUCCCCCUUGACUGACAAUUAAGAACAUCCAGGCUGUUGAAAAUAUUUCAAUUUCACAUAUGCAGAUGGUUAUCUGUCUCCCUUGUAUAGCAAUAGGAAAGCAAAUGAUAAAAAUGCUGUAGCCAUGAAAUGUUGAGGACAUCAAAACUAGAACUGCCUGUUCUUUGGAGACCUGGGUCUCAGAAUACAGUUCUCUAUCAAAAAUUUACAAAUCAGGAGGCUGUGAGUUCAUUGGACCUGGGAGUAACACUCUUGCCCACUUGCCACACUGCCCUUGCAGUCACCUCUGCCCAGCUGUUUUCCUGCCAGCUUAGGAAGCUAGACACAUAUUUCUUUACUCUGCAAGGAAAAAAGGAUAGGCGGGAGCAGUUGAAGGGGAAAUUUAGCAAGCUAGGUUAAACGCUCUUUCCAGCAUUUCUCAAGUGCAAAUUUUGCAGCUAUUAGCAGAGAUUCAGGUUCUUGGGGGGCCUAGGCUGGACAUACAAGUCUGACCAAAUGAGUAGAAUGAAUUGUGGACUGGGUGAAGUUAGACUUUUUUGUGUGUGGCUGCACAAAACAUACUUUGUUUUCUUUACUUUUGGCUUCUUUCCUGAUUGUGAUUUUGAUCUAGAUGCACCACACUAGAACCCCCGAAAUUUUGUUGAAAUAGAGGAGGGGACUUCACUAGGAGGGGUGCUAUUGUAGCAAGUACUUUCCUGCUGACACCAGUCUUGAAAACAGCAAUACUAAUUUUUUGUGAAGCCACAAAUGAAAUUUGCAAAGAAUAUUAAAUGUUAUCUCUUCUUGUCUUGGUUGUGAUGUAGCUUAUCAUAGGAGAAUGAGGCAAACUGACCUAUCCCUCCCUUGUCUUUAAACCUAAUAGCUUCCAGGUGGCUCACUGAUUUUCAAUCCCCUCCAGCAGCAGCAGCAGCAGCAGCUAUCCCAGUUUUCAUCACAGCAGCCUACAACAUCUAGUCCUCAACAGCAGGGAGAUCAGGUGAGGCAUUCCUGUUGAAACUAAUAUUAUAAGCACAUACAUGCUGCCUGUGGGAAUAUGUGUAGAGAGAUAGUUACUUGUAGCUACACAUGAAAAGGACUUGGAAUAAGGACAGUCAAAGUCAAGAGUUAGCCUCAUCAAAGAACAAUUGAGCAGCUAAAGCUACCUUAAACUGAAUCAAGCCAUUGCUUGCUGUAGAUUGGGAAUGUCUAUUUUGACUGGCAGUGGUUCUCAGCAAAAUAUAUUUCCUAACCUUCAGAACCAUGCUCCCCAAAUCUGCUCCAUGGUGUUGGAUGAACCCCCAGAAAAGAUGCGAGGGGUUCCAUACAGGAAGAGGAAAUCAUCAUCAUCAAACCUUUUAUUGGCAUCACAUACAAACAAGGAAGAGGAAAUCCUGUUGCAUAAGCAAAAGACCUUGUCCAAAUGGGAUGACUUCAUUAGAUACAACCCAAUAAAAAAACAUAAUCGCAUGCAUUAUUUGGCAUGAUACUGAUGAGCAAACAGCCACAUAAGUUUUGCUGAAAUUGUUGUCAUGCAAUGAGGUUGAUUCAAGUGAGAGAAAUAUUUUUUAUAUCUGGGUAUGUUAAAAUUGCUACUUGGGCAGCAAUAUCAACUAGAUAGUUGUUCACUGUAGGGCAUAAUUUCCAGAGUUGGUACUUCCCAUAGGUAGCUGAAAGUUUCCUGUGAGUAAUAAGCUUUUAGAAGUGUUCAUAGACUCAUCUUUUUCUUGUAGAAGCUUGCUUUGAACAGGGAAAUGGUAUGGUGGUCCUUCUUGGAUAGCAUCUUAAUAGUCCACGAACAGACUGCACAGACAACAAGAGAGCUGGUAUAGAUGGAACCCAGGCUCUAUGCAAACCAUGGUUUGCAAUUUGAGAAUCAAUGUUUUGAGGACUUUCCUCCACCCCCGCUUCUCAGAAUUCACCAGUUUCGCGUUAUGCACACCCCACUGUGAACUGUGGUUAUGGGUAAUCUGUGUUUAUGUUAACCAUUGCUUCCAUCAGCACCCACAUAAGAGAGAAAUACUGUGAAUGCUGGAAAGGGGAGAUGUCACUAUGGAGGAGUAGGAGUCCACAUUCCUGAGACUGACUCCUAAUUUACACACUAUAGCUUGCAGGAAACCACUCUUCGUUGUGCACCAUCCUAGAAAGUACUUUGGAAAUUACCUUAUGGUCCUCAUCAGUUAUAUGGCCGAUAGCUCUUGUACUCUUGCUAUAGCUAAGAGUAUUGUUGUUGUUUUUCCAGAGGAAGAUUAAAUGCUUUGUGCUUAGGCCCUGAUUUGGGGCUUCCCAUAGGCAGCUGGCCGGCCACCAAGAAAGCAACUCUUCUUAUGUUCUCAAGAACAUUGUCCAGUGCCGAGUGUUCCGGUAUUAACUGCCUUAACUUAACCGUUCCGGGGGUCCGUUACCUUUUUUACCUAUUAACCUCCUCUCUCUUUGCUAGGGUUCUGAUCAAGCUUCCACGAAUCAAGACCAGACCUUAUCAGCUCAGCAGUCAACUGUAGUCAACCUGACCGGAGUAGGGAAUUUUAUGCAGCCUCAGGCAGCAGCAGGUAUGUUGCUCAAGCAUCCUUACAGGGCUAUUUUGCUGCAGUUUUGUUUCUUAACCACUGUUGCCCUGGAGGUCAGGUUUUUUCUACCUGUGCUCUAUACCAGGGGGUCAGCAAACUUUUUCAGCAGGGAGCCAGUCCACUGUCCCUCAGACCUUGUGGGGGGCCAGACUAUAUUUUGAAAAAAAAUAAUGAAUUCCUAUGCCCCACAAAUAACCCAGAGAUGCAUUUUAAAUAAAAGCACAUAUUCUACUCAUGUAAAAACACGCGGAUUCCAGGACUGUCCGCGGGCCGGAUUUAGGCGGCGAUUGGGCCAGAUCCGGCCCCCAGGCCUUAGUUUGCCUACCCAUGCUCUAUACCUUCUUUGUCAUACAGCAUGAUACCACCAAUACUCCUCCAGGAAUAGCCCUAUCCCAUUGGUUCCCUCCAUUCCACCAGGUUUCCAUUACAUCUACUCUGUUUAUGGGCUCAUUUAAAAGCAUUCCAGCACUCCCCUUGCGGAAACCUGUUACUACUGUGUCCAUCUUUAAAUGCAUUUUCCCUUGCAGACCUUCAGUUUAUUUACAUAUGGGUGUUGCAUCUUACUGCACACUCAUUUCCCCAUUCUAGCAUGUCCUCAUUGGAAUACCUGGAACAUUUUCAUCCUCAUCCCCUAUGGAAUAAUAAUCCCCAAACCACAUGCUGAAGAGCUGCUGUCCGUUUUCUGUAUGAGCCAAGUUUUAAAAGCUGCUCUGCAACUUUUUGAUACUCAUUUCCUACGGCUUGCCUCUGUUUUGGUUCAGAGAGAGCCCAUCCUCUUUCUAGGCUUCCUUGUCCGAAAACAUUUCCCAGUGCUUAACACAAACCCCCUCCACCUGACCACCGCGUUGACACAGAUCCCCAUCAUUUCUGAAGGCUUGGUGAUCUGGCUUAUGUUUUACCUUCCACACACAAGUGGGACUGCAGCAGCAUGUUUUUUCUAUAUAAAAUGUGUGAACAGUGGCUGCCAUUUGUGUGAAAAAAAUAAUUGAUCUAGAGUGUAUUCAUACUGAAAUUGCUAACUAACUACCACAAGUGGUUACAAAAGCCAUUGGCAAGGCUGUCCUCAGUGUUCCCACAUAUAGUGGACAGGGCAGGUUAUUUUGACUGCACUGAAUUAUGUAAGCAAGAGUGCUCCGACUGCAUGGUAUAUGACCUGUCUAAUCAAACUGUGGUGCAGAGACAGGCAAGAUCUAACCUGUUUUCACCAAACCUUGUCCACUGGGCAUCAUGUGGGACAGGGAUAAGAUAAAAAUAAUAAUUUAUUAUUUCUACCCUGCCCAUCUGGCUGGGUUUUCCCAGCCACUUUGAGCAGCUCCCAACAGAAUAUUUAAAACAUGAUAAAACAUUAAAAAAAUUCCUAAACAGGGCUGCCUUCAGAUGUCUUCUAAAAAAACAGAUAAUUGUUUUGACAUCUGAUGGGUGUUCCACAGGGCGGGUGCCACUACCGAGAAGGCCCUCUGCCUGGUUCCCUGUAACUUCACUUCUCACAGUGAGGAAACCGCCAGAAGGCCCUCAGAGCUGGACCUCAGUGUCCAGGCUGAACAAUGGGGAUGGAGAUGCUCCUUCAGGUAUACUGGGAGACAUGGCUUAUUUGUGGCGAGUCGAAACCUGCUUGGUUGCUAUCUCCCCUCACCCGACAGGCACUUUUGACUGGUGGACAGGGCAGCCCACCUAUCAGUCAACUGGAAAACUAUGAUUCAGAAGGAAUGGUCACACCCACCCGCCCAAAUCAGGCCACAAGAUUCAAGGAAAUAAAACAGCUGGGUCCUCCAAAAAGCUCCCUGCAUCUACCAUAGUGAGAAGUCUUGCUGACUUGUUUUCCUCCUGUGAUAAGCCAAGCCUUUAAAAACUGGCAACUUGAUUUUUUAAGUUCCAAAAUUCAUUUUUGAAUAUAUCAAAAUUUUUGUUCUUGCCUUCUUGUGAAGACAAGUGAAAGCCAUAUAUUUUCUAAUUAUUUCGAACGUCUCACAUGGGGGGGAAACCCCCUGAUGUAUCAUGUCAUCAUUUUUUCUUGAAGUGAAAUCUCAGCUCUAAAAAGUUUCUUCUUUUCUCCUUCCUGACAGCAGUUACGCUUCUUGCACCUUCAAAUGGUUAUGGCGGUGGCAGCAGCACAAGCACCUCAACUACGACACCAUCAUUCAGGCAGGCAGUCAAAAAACAAAGAGAAGCACCUCAGUGAUUCUGCAUUUGAGAUAGAAUGUAUAUUUAAAUUUAAAGGGGGGUUUUAAAAUAGAAAAAUAUAAUUUUCUGGGGAAAUUGAAUGUUGAGGUUAUACUGAAGCAUGUAGGAUUGCAUUUGACAACAACAAAUCCUGAAGAACAAGAUUUAUUUCCCUAACAAAAAAUUGUUUUUUUAUAAAAAGUCAUAAUAUUUUAAGAAGCAGUUUGCAGUAUUGUACAUAUUUCAAGGUGGACUGAUAUUUUGAAAUUUAUAAAUGUAGUCUCUGAGAUAAGGAGUUUGUGCAACAUAGCAAAUACACUUUUUACAAAUUACUUAAGAGACCCAUUGUUUAUGUUGGUUGUACGCUUUUGAUCACUUUAUCCAUUAGUUUCUUCACUUCUUUGUGCCGUACUGUUGCCCGGCUGAUACAGUCUUGAAGCUUUGUGCCUGUUAUUACACUUCCUCCUUAAAAGGAAAUAGGGGGGAAAAACCAAUGUCAGUAUAAUUCUAACAUUUCUAUCACAUUGGCUUUAAAAAAGAGCAGAUUUGAGAGCUGCCACACUAAUGAGUGAAACCUGUUGCAUAUUACAAUUUCAUGGAGUAAAGCAAUACUUAAAAUGGAGAUGAAAAUGAAUAUAGCGCUUUGGGGCAGCUAUAAGUGCAGUUAAAAUAUGCUGUGUGUUCAUUGCAGAACUGCGGUUUGCCAAAUACUUUUAAUGAAAGACUGAUUAGUUGACCAAUCCGCAGAGUCAUUACAGUUUGGCACAGUACCUGGCUUAUAAACAGAACACAGUUUGCCUUCUUCAUCAGUUACAAUCGUUAGAUUCCCAGUUGCCAGGUCUUCCUCUUCUGCAGUUGGGUCAACAAUUAUUACUGUGCUUUUGAGGACACACAAAAAUGCAAAAGUUGGAGUGAUUUCAUAUAAGAGGUACAGACAUGUUGCUUGCAAGAUACAGGAAGAAUUAUGCAGUAAUUUGCAUGGGUUUACACAGUUCAGUGCUAUUCUGAGAGAGUCUAAUGCAUAUGAGAGUUAAGAACAGCAAAGCUGUUUUGCUCGUUUACAUACUCCUUGAAAUAAUUAUUAGAAAGCUCCAACAGUAGACUAAUCUUGAAAUAAAACUAGGUUCUUACAAGAGGGUGAUUAAAAGUAAUAAUAAAAUCAUAGAAUGGUUUAUACAGUGAAGGUUUUACCAAGCUGAUGCUCUCAGAAACACUGAAGAAGCAAAACCAUCACACAAGAGCUAUAACAUGGUACCUGCCCCCAAUAUUCUCCACAGUCCCGUUUCACAUUUAACAUGCUUUAGGAAACUUUGUGGAUACUUACUCAAGCAGCACAAAUGAUGUAGCCACUGGUUGCUUUUUAAUAGUUAGAGGAGUCUUCUCUUUGAAGUUAACUUCUGCUAACCCCGUUUCUUCAUUUACAGUAACAGCAGGUAAAAGGACUGAAAUAACAAAAGCAAUUAUUGAGAAAGCAGAACUGAGGUCUUCCUUUAAAGGGAGGGGUUUUUUUUGUUAAGGGAGGAAUAGGGGCAUUCUGGAAGGAAUAUGUGACAAUGAAGAGAAAGUAAUAUGCAGCAGUAUGUUUCUGACUUAGAAGUAUGGAAAAAUAUAGAAAUGCUUGAUUACUGUGUAUUUGUCAUUAAGCAACUGGAACUGAGGUGUAAAGUAAGAUAUUUAAGGUGCCUUGGGUCUCUGAAAAGGCAUCUCAGGAGCCAUAGGAUAAAUUGGAUUUAUCCAAAGGUAGAGCUCUGGUGUCCAUAGGGCCAAUGUAUCAAAAGACCUCCUCCUGAUUUAAACAGAACCUCUCCCUUUGAAAAAAAAAAAAGAAAUUGUUUUUUAAACCAAAAAGAGAGAAACCACACUUGGAAAUAGAUGUAGGAACACAAAGUUUUCCUCCAUCCUUACCCUACUGGCAGAGUCUUAAAUUGUCUUUGUAUCUCCCCCACCCCCUGGGUGGGGGAAUAGAAAUGAUCAUAUUCUUUUUCCAAACUGCAAAAGAGCAACUGGGGGAAAUGCCAGGAUACUGCACAGUGCAGGAUUUGAGCUAGGUUAAAAUUUCAAAGCUAUUUGUGGUUUUUUAUUUCUAUUUUGGCAGGUGAGACUUACAAGACUUGGGACACAAAUGAGGGGGGGGGGAGUAUGUGAGAGACUGGGUCAAUACAAAGCCGGGUACUUUUGCUUCUCAGUUGCGUUAUUGCUUCUUCAGCUUGCUUGAAGGCUUUGCUGACCCCUUUUCCUGCUGCUCCUUCAGUUUCAUCUCCUUUCUUUUGCUUCAAGCUGAAGCAAUCCUGUCUUCUCCAGCACGCAAGCUGCCUCUACUCUUACUCACAUUGCUCUCUUAACACCAUCUUUGCUUUUCCCACUUUCCUGUCUUGCAUUCUUUUCAAACAAAAACCCAACGCCUCUUCGCUCAUUCCCUUUUCAACUUCAUCUCAUAGCACCUCCUUUUUAACUCUUUAUUCCAACCAGGCAUCAUUCUGCAGCUAAGGUCAAACUGCAGAUCGCUCAUUGUCCAACAGUCUCUUGCAACAAUCCCACACGCACUGGGCUGCCAGGACUCAUCCAGCACCGCCCAGCCUAGUUCUGCCUCUAGAUGAAUGUUGCAGUGCCAUUCCAAUACCAAUCAAAUCUCAGUAUUUUCCUGGCCACCAAAUGGCACAGGAACAUUCCAUAAGCCCAUAUGUUCCUGACUGUUGGCAAUGCUACAAAGGGAACAACAAACUGAUUGGCAAGAGGUACCUGCUCCUACAGAAUUCUAAUACUUCUGAGACUCCCAAUUUAAAAGAUGCUAUUGCUGUUAGGUUUCCAUACAGAGUAAAAGGUAAGGGACAAAUGCUCAUAGAAGUGCAGCCCUUUCCUCAUUGUUCUCUGAACCAUCUCCUGUCAAGGGGAAGACCCACAGGAGGUUAAAGCAUAGACUUGAUUCUGGGAAAGCUAUAGUGCAUAGGCUCCUUCCUUUGAGAUAGUUGCUUAUUAUUCCCCAGAUCCUCAGUUUUGCUGCCCAGAGAUUUAUCCUCUCACUGACCCAACAAUCAACCUACUCAACCACUGGGUUCUCAGGUUGACCCAACAACCAAUACUACAGCACAGAAUCCUCUUCCCAUGAGAAAUCAGUUUGUUUUUUUCCUGGAAUCCAAAUUCCAGCAAGAAGUAAAAGUAUUAAAUGUACUCAAGGUGAAAUGGGUUGCCCCUUUACUAAGUAAGAAAUCCAGUAACUUUGCUCAAAGGCUUUCCAUCCUUGAGCAGACCAUGGAGGACCUUAAUAUCACUGCUUGAAGUACCCACAGCAGCUCUUUUCUCAUACCACUCUGCCUAUGAAUGGGAAUGAGGUUUUGAAAGGAGAAAAAUGCAGACAGGCCACCUUACAGCAGGAACCCAAGGCAUCCACUUUUGUCAGAGGCGCCUCUUCAGGUUCCCUGUUUGCAUAAGCUUUCCUUCUUUGCUGAAUGAUCCAAAAGAAAAUCUGAACCAAGAUGCAGCCAGGCUUUGCAGAAUGUAUCAGAAACUCACUAAGCAAUAGCUUUCAUUACUGAUGCCACCCUCGACUUUCCCCACUUUGCAGCCUGGUCCUUAGCAACUAAUGCCUACGGCUGAAGUUAGGAAACAUGAAUACAGCUUCAAGAUCUAACUUGGCUUCUGUUCCCUAAAAGGAAACCAAGUUGUCUGAGGUGAAGGCACUGGGAAGUCCUUGUGCAAACGAAGGACAAAGGCAAGACUGUGCCUUCUGUCCCCAAACAAAAUAGCAAAUUCCACCCAGAUCAGAAAGAAAGGGGAGAAAUAAGUAUAGAUAAGUUCUGUUAGAUACAGCUUUAAUUGAUAUGUAGGUUAAUAACAAAAGAUAAUAUGCUCCAACAUCCCAUCUGUCCUUUUGGAUUGACUCAGUAGUUUUGGCCAGACCUGCAACUAACCUUUUUUAGUUUUGUUUGUCUUUUUGUUACUGUAGCCAUCAUUGUCUACCACAUUUUUCUCAUGCUUUGUGCCACCACGGUGAUUUUGUAUUACUUUGUUUUUGUGAAAAAAGUUCAAUAAAAAACUUAUUU
Podarcis lilfordi (Lilford's wall lizard) is the source of this 37292-nucleotide messenger RNA. Lineage: Eukaryota; Metazoa; Chordata; Lepidosauria; Squamata; Lacertidae. The record is from the annotation of a GenBank genome assembly.